Molecule: messenger RNA, 2616 nt
Organism: Neospora caninum
Lineage: Eukaryota; Apicomplexa; Conoidasida; Eucoccidiorida; Sarcocystidae
Exons: 1
Source: RefSeq, a predicted model, not a curated record
AUGGACGAUUUCGACGGAGAUAGCAGUCCUCACUUCGGUGCGGCAAGACAUUCGGGGUCGAUCAGCGGUGACAUUGAGCCUCAAACGCCGGAUGUGUUUGAGUGUCACGACGCACACGGCAACGGGAAGAAGGGCGAGCUCCCAGCAGUGCUCCAAGGCCGCCCAAAUCACUCCGUUCACUGUGAGAGGACCACAGGGAGUGGUCCUUCUGGGCAAUGCUUCAGCUACUCCUACCCUCUAUGCCGGCGAACAUCCUCAGAUUCAAACGCUUCGCCACGCAACGAAAACAGUUUCGUAUCCGAGGAGGCAAGUCCGCUCGGAGGACCUGACGAGCACGAGGAGCCAACAUGCACACAGCGGUUCCUUUGCCCGACGUUUUCAUGCGCUGUGUCGAGCGUAGGCAGUAACAACUUUGGAAUUGACCAAGUCACAGAUCCGAGAACGGACUCCAGUGCGGGCACACCUCCACCAAGCUAUGGAAACCGAAAUGGUCGUGACAUUCAGAGCUCUUUCAGUAGCCAGAAUAGCCAGCAUCCAAUCUCACGAGGCUCCUCCGCGUCCCGAUUGACGCCCGCAUCGGCAUUGUCCAACACUGAGUCUGAAGACAGGAACGUAGCACCGCUUGCUGAGGGCGAAGAAGGUGUGCUUUUCGGCAUCGUGGGGGGAUCAGACCCGGAGAAACCGUACCCCUGCAUUGUCCUCCGAAGCGCUAUUGAAGCGAUGUCAACGGGCACCUCACUCAGUUUAGGUAACGACUCGGGCGAGGGCCCCAGCAGCGGAGCGUCUAUCUGCGAGCCCAGUAGCGCGUCCAAGGGCGCGGGCCACGGAACAGUAGACACCGUGACGGAGACCUUUCCCUUUCAAGAUCACAGCAAGGGACCCUGUCCGUCAGGCAUAUUCGAGGCAGAGCAGGAGGGAUACGCGGGGGACGCGUGCCCGGAUCAGACCGGAAGAAGUCUACAAAUUUUUCCUGAGAGUAUGAGUGACUACGACGCCUGGGAGCUACACCGUAUGCACGCCAACACACGAAUCGUCUCCAACAGAGUGAUGGAUGCCCGUCCACAAAACGACGUAGUAAGUCAGGAAGUGCAAACGCGGCUUCCAGCGCGGGGUUUGAACAAGUCCGUUCAGACCCGCACGGCGACAGCAGAUGUCAGGACGCAAACUAAACGAGCGGGACGGUGCCAGAGAGGAGUGCAGUGCGAUAUGACAAGGAAAAUAGCCUCGUUUGCCCAUGAAGAGUUAGUCAAUCAGCACAGUCAGGUGGUGCGUCAUUUGGAGUCGAAGGUGUCGACGGUUCGGAUGCUCAAUGAGCGCCUACAAGAUGAGCAGCGUCAAAAGGAGGUAGGGCUCCAACGGUUGGAGGAAAUCCAGUUAUUUGUGGAAGAGCUGCAAGGCCUGUUGAGAAAGACCACCAGGACUCUUUCGUCGGUCCGAGCUGAGCUUGCGGAAGAAAAGAAACGAUCCGAACGCCGGACCGCCGAGGAGCAGGCAUACUCACGCGCCCAACAGAGUGAGAAAGAAAGUACGGACAGAGAACACCAGCUCUUGGUAUGUGCGCUUCAGACACAGCUGAAGCACGCAAGAGCACAGCUGGAGCAAGCGGAAGAAGAAAGGCAACUGGAAGUUUCCAGAGAGGUUCGAAAAACGGUGGCUGCUAAGCAGCAUGCACAGGAACUCGACCAGCAGUACACGGCCCAGCUCCGUCUCCUGCAGGCGCGUUACGAGGAAGACAGCGAAGCGAUAAAACAAGCUCAAGAAGAAAUUCUCACUCUCCGCAAGGAAUUGCGAGACAAGGAAUCCCAACAUGCUCGGGUCUUACAUGAUACCGAGCGCCAGAAAGAUGCUGAAUGCGCACACGUGGAGGCAACGCAGAAGGCUAACGCUCUAUCUAUUAAGAAAGAGCUAAUGGACAGAAGCUUGGAAGUCGAUAGGCUUCGUGCGACAUUGGCCAGCCUCGGAGAGCGACUCAACAGAGUGCACCACGAGCAUCUUCUAGAGGUUCAAGUUUUGGAGAGGAGCCAUCAGGCAAAGAUCCAGCAGACGCUUCUGGAACACAAGCGAGCUCUCGACAGUCACAAGAGGUACGCUCAGCAGCUCCGAGAAAUGGCUGCAAUGGGGAAGGAAGAUUUCGCCAGUGGACUGGAGACCCAGCGACAGUGUUGGGAAGACAGGACUGCACGCCUGCGGAGUGAAGUGGAGCACGCCCGGGCUAGAGACCGACAGAGCGCUAAAACAAUUGCCGAACUCAAGGCGUCAGCUGAGUCCUACAAAGCGCUAGCUGGAGAGCUCCAGUCGGACCUGAGAGACAAGAUUGCCACCGCGCAUCACCGAGAGGCGGAGCUUGCCAUUCUUCGAUGCGAAAGGGAAGACCUUCAGCAGACUUUGCAGGCAUCCGUCGCUGAAUACCAGACUUUCCGCGAAGAAGCAAAAAUAAUGAAAAACAAGCUGCUAAGUGCCAUCGACGACAAGGAAGAGGCUCUCGCACUGGCAGAGGCGCGCCUUGCCGAUGAGUUCACUGUCCUCCAUGUUGACGUGGCAGAGCCUAUCACCCGCGAGCGAUGCACGCACGGCAAAAGGAAAGCUGCGCGCCGAAGGCAUAUGGUUCCGAUAAGC